AGAAAAGAAGGAAAAGCAAAGGAAAAAAAAAACAAAAUGAUUAAUAAGGAAAAGAGGAAAACGAUGGACAAAAAAAGAUAAAAAAGACAAAAACUGAAAAACAAACAAGACAAACAAAAAAUUUCGUAGGCCUGAAAGGAAAAGGCCUAGACAUGGCGUGGGCAGUCAGGUGGGGGGAGGGGGCCAGGCAGACACACCGCCCCCCCUUCACCUUCCCCCUCCUCCUCGCCAAUGUCUUCCUCCUCCUCCUCCUCUUCCUCCUCUUCAUCCCCUUCACGGCAGCCUCCUUCGAUUUCGUGGUGAGGCCGGAGUUCGGCGAGCGGCCUGGUGACCUCAACGUGACUACCUUCGCAGGCCAGACAGCUCACCUGCCCUGCACCGUGAAGCACCUGGCCGGGAAGAGGGUAUCGUGGAUAAGAGGGCGUGACCUGCAGGUAUUGUCAACUGGGCGGAUAACCUUCUCCACUGACGUCAGAAUCUCAGUGUUACCAGGCAGCAGUGGAAAGUUGAAGAGCAGAAGUGUUCGCAGUGUUCAUACCAGGGUGGAGGUGGAGGAGGUGGAGGUGGAGGGGCGAGGCACAGACGAGACGCCGCGAAGAGUGAAGGAGAUGCCACUUAACUCCUCCACUUCAUUCUCUUCUUCCUCCACUUCUGCCUCCUCCACCAGCAAUGAGGAGGAGGAUAAGAUGGAGGGAUGGAAGAGACAAGAGGAGGUAGUCAGGCAAUACUCCUCUUCUCCCUCAUUAUCUUCUGCUGCUACCUCCUCUUCCUACUCCUCCCGUGGCUACAGCAAGACACAGCCACACUCCCACAGAAACAAGGGCGGGCAGCACCAUUCUAACACCCACAACACACACACAAGAAGCAGCACCCUCCAAUCGCACCACACACACAAAAGCACAGUGCACAAACCACACUACAUGCACCACACACCCCACAAACACUCACAACACCACCACACACACACAAAGCGAAGCCAAAAUAGAGACAAAGACACCUCACCACCACCACUCCUGCCCCGCCUGGCCCGCCGCCGCCGCAGAACCCUGGAGUGGCCCUCUUGGACAACCGACUAUUUCUACUACCCGUUUCACCACGACGAGGACACCGUAUCGGGUCUCGGCGGCUCCCCUGCAUGGUUCCAUCGAGAGCUUGCAAGGUUUAACAGCGAGGGAUCGAGAAGCUAUACAGAUCACCAGACCCCUAUUGCCAUUUACCCUCAAGGACCCCUCACGCACGAUCCCCACGCCAAGGGACACGUGCCAGGGCCUAAUUACAUCGAGGGAGUGUGGGAACCUGAAGAUUACACGCUGCAGAUUAAAUAUACGGAGCCAGAGGAUGCCGGAACGUACAUCUGUCAGAUUAACACGGAGCCUCGCAUCACACAAGUGGUUCACCUCAGCGUUGUCAACAUGAGAGCAGAGAUCGUGGGGAGUCGAGAGCUGUACGUGAAGGCUGGAACUCCUGUCACGUUGGCCUGCAAGGUGAAUCACGGGACGCUAAUGCCAGGCUUCAUUCUCUGGUACAAAGGCGACCGAUUGGUGGAGUAUGACACAAGUGGAGGGCGUAUUAGCGUGUCCACAGAGCCUACGGGCGUGAGUCACCUGCUGCUCCGCCACGCUCGCCCAGGUGACUCUGCUAAUUACACCUGUUCACCCUCCGCUGGCGCCCCUGCCUCCCUCACACUCAACGUGAUUGUAGACGAGAGACAAGCCGCCAUGCAACAAGGGAACGCCGCCCCCCCUCCCCCAGCACCACACCACCACCUGCUGCCCCCUACACUGGCGAUGCUUUGGGGAGUUGGUGGGGACGUGACGCAAAGAAUGGGGAGUUUAGGGGUUCUAGUUAUGGUGGGGAAGGUGUUUCUCCCCACCCAUAUACCCCUCCCCCUCCUCUUCUUCCUCUUCCUCUUCCUCUUCCUCGUGUGGUGUAUCCUUCCUAGUUUUUGUCUUCAGAGGAAAGGAAGAAGAUUUAAGUAAUGUGUGUGUGUGUAUAUAUAUAUGUGUGUGUGUGUGUGUGUGUGUGUGUGUGUGUGAAGGAGGAGGAGGAGAGUAAUUGACACUGCGCAGGGAAUUAAAAGGCAGGAUAAUUAAAGGUAUGAAUUAAGGAAGGAAGGAAGGAAGGAAGGAAGACAGGUGUGUUUGUGUGCGUGUGUGUGCGCGCAUGUGGAGAAGGGACCACAAUAGAAUUAGCAAGACAGGUGAGGCUGAAGGAAACGUGAGAAGGAAAUGAAAAUGGAGUCAAGAGUAAGAAAAACUAAAAAAAGAAAAAAUGGUGUAAGAUUUCAAAAUGUGGUGAAAAGAAGUGACAGGAGAGUGACCGAAAAAAAAUGAAAAGAGGAAAGAAUGAGUGAAAAAAGAGAAGAAAACGAGUCGAAAUGUGUGUGAAGAGCGAUACAAAGAAAAAAGAAAGAUAAGAAAGGAAAGAAAAGAGAAAAAAAAAUUGCGAACGAAAGAUGUGGAAUGAAAAAAACGUAAGACAAAAAGGAGAAAUGAAAAGAUGUGUGAGAAAUAUGAAUGAUGAAAGAGACACGGAAAGGGAAAACCGAGAAAGAAAGAUCUGAAAGGGAAAGGAAAAACAAAUAGAUCUAUCACUGUCAGUCAAGGCAAUAAUAAAAAAUAAAUAAAUAAAGGAAGACCAAAAGAAAUGUGUCGGCAAAUAAAGAUGGGAGAUGUAAACAGAACAAAGGACAAGUCAGUAAACAUGAGAUACACGCAAAGAAAACGAAAAACAAACUAAAAUAAAGAAAAAGGGAAAGAAGAAGCGUGUCAAAUGUGUUACAAUGACACUUCAAAAAGCAAAGAGCAAAACAAGGAAAAGAAAAAGAAAAGUUUGUGUUGGAGAGAAAAGACGAAAGUGGAGAAAAAUAUAUGUACCAAAAAAGUUAAAGUUACGUUCGUUUGUGCAGGUAAGGCUACGAAAUUACAGGUGUGUCAAUAAAUAACAAAAAAAAAAAAAAACCGGAGUUAAUUAGGGCAGCGAGAUCCAAGGUGUAUCAAUAAACAGGUGUGAUGAGAUGGCCUAAAGGAAGAAGAAAAAAUACCAACGAAAUUACAGGUGUGUCAAUAGAUAACAAACAAGACCUGAGUUAAUUACAGCAGUGAAGUUCAAGGUGUAUUUUAGAACAGGUGUGCUGAGACGAUCUAAAGGAAGAAGAAAGAAUACCAGACUGUGAAAAUACGAAAAAUGUUGAACCUAAGUAUGCAUGAGAAAAUAUAACAACUAAAACAACUUACACGAAACAAGCUGCGUGUGUGUGUGUGUGUGUGUGUGUGUGUGUGUGUGUGUGUGUGUGUGUGUGUGUGUGUGUGUGUGUGUGUGUGUGUGUGUGUGUGUGUGUGUGAAAAUGCGUGGAAACUCGGUGAGAAACAAAGCAGGUGUUUGAAAAAGACGUAAAAACAACUUGCAUACUCAAGAAAUAUUUAGCUGAUAAGAGAAAAUGCAUGAAAAUUACUGAGAAAAACGGAUAGUCAUUACAAAAAGCAAGAAUAAUUUGUGAUAAAAACAACAAAAAGUUUGAGAAAAAAAAAUGUACAAAUUAACCAGAUACUGAUUAAAAAUGUGUGAAUGAAACUUGGUAACUACGAGUGUAUACAAAAUGUGUGUAUAUAUACUAUGUAUGUGGGCUGAGAGAGACACGUGUGGCAGGAUAAUAAAAAAAAAGUCUACAAAAUGACCUUGACAUUAGCAGAGGUGUAGCACAAGUGGCAGGUGUAGCAGGUGUGUUGAGGUGAGCCUGGCAAUACAGACAGGGUGCAGGAGUGUUGCGAGCAGCGAUACAGCAUUGGGGUGUCGCAGGGCAGCUGGAGAUAUAAUAUGGACUGGAAAUAAAAAAGUUUGCGAAAUGUCUGACUCGGUGGAAAAGUUGAGUAAAUGAACUGCCAAGGAGAGGAGAGACUCUGCAGCGACUCCAUGGCAAAGAAAAUAAUAUAAACUGGAGAGGAAUUAAAACUUGAGAACAUGUGCACAGGGAGGAGAAGACUUAUUACCGAUGCAGCAGACGAAACGUAAUGAAAAA
Molecule: messenger RNA, 4018 nt
Organism: Portunus trituberculatus (swimming crab)
Lineage: Eukaryota; Metazoa; Arthropoda; Malacostraca; Decapoda; Portunidae
Exons: 6
Coding region: 153-1979 (608 amino acids)
Biological process (GO): synapse organization
Cellular component (GO): neuron projection membrane
Source: RefSeq, a predicted model, not a curated record